Molecule: messenger RNA, 1206 nt
Organism: Polistes canadensis
Lineage: Eukaryota; Metazoa; Arthropoda; Insecta; Hymenoptera; Vespidae
Gene: BckdhB
Product: 2-oxoisovalerate dehydrogenase subunit beta, mitochondrial
Exons: 6
Coding region: 429-1172 (247 amino acids)
Biological process (GO): response to nutrient; branched-chain amino acid catabolic process
Molecular function (GO): catalytic activity
Source: RefSeq, a predicted model, not a curated record
GUCGUUUGUCGUGUAGUGUUUGUAUUCAAAUAUUACUAUUUACGAAAUUCUUUCGAAAGUUUGAAAUAAAUGAUAUCGUGUAUAAACAGUAACGCUUAGAAGAGAUAACGUUAUUAUCAUUCUAUUUCUUAGUUAGUGUUCAUCUUGUUCUUUUUUCUUUUUUUUUAUUUUACUUGCUUAUCUAGCUUCUUGUCUCUAUUUCUCAAUAUAUUUACAUAAAUAUAUUCUAAGCAUCCGUAAUAAUAAUAUUCAAUUAAAAUGAUCCGUAAGUUCAUUGUUAGAACAUCGAAAAAAAUAUUAGAGCUGCGUAUUGCAAGAAAGGAACAUUUUAGAAAUGUACAUUUCAAGUUUUAUCCUAACGCAAGGUCGUUAAUAUCCGAGCGUGAGUAAAUUAUAUGUCCCAUAAUUGAAAAACCGAAAAAUUGAAUAUGUAUCAAGCCAUUAAUCAAGCUUUGGACAUUACUUUAAAAAAAGAUUCAUCCGCAGUCAUUUUUGGAGAAGAUGUUGCAUUCGGUGGUGUUUUUCGCUGCACCGUAGGAUUACAAAAACGUUAUGGUUCCGAUCGAGUAUUCAACACACCUUUAUCCGAACAAGGUAUCGCAGGUUUUGGUAUCGGUUUGGCGAAUGUUGGUGCAACCGCCAUUGCAGAAAUUCAGUUUGCCGAUUAUAUAUUUCCUGCAUUUGAUCAGAUAGUAAACGAAGCGGCUAAAUGCAGAUACAGAAGCGGCGGAAUGUUCGAUUGCGGAAAAUUAACGAUACGGUCACCUUGCGGUGCUGUAGGGCAUGGGGGACUGUAUCAUUCACAGAGUCCGGAAGCUUAUUUUGCUCACACACCUGGAUUAAAGAUCGUAGUACCUCGAGGUCCGGUGCAAGCAAAAGGACUUUUAUUGAGUUCUAUUGAGGAGCCAGAUCCUUGCAUAAUUUUGGAACCUAAGGUCCUUUAUCGUACGGCUGUUGACGAGGUCCCGGUUGGACAUUAUAAAAUUGAUAUUGGUAAAGGAGAGAUUGUUAAAGAAGGAAAAGACGUGACUCUCGUAGGAUGGGGCACACAGGUGCACGUACUAUUAGAAACAGCCGAUCUCGUCGAGGAGAAGCUCGGUGCAUCUUGCGAGGUGAUAGAUCUUCUUUCCAUUUUACCUUGGGAUGUUCAACUAGUUUCUAAGGUAAUCUAAUUCUUCUAAUUUGCAUAUUUACAAUUCGUUUCAA